UGUGGGGUUGCCACGUGCAUUAGCAAAAAAGUGAUUAUUUUCAUGAGGUUCAUAACUAGUUAUGUGUUUCUCCCGAUUGCUAGCUUAAAUUAUAGUGGUGCUUUCCCAUGUAAAUACUUAGACUAGGAUUGGGGGCUCUAGAGCUGUAUUGUUAGAUGUUUUGGAUCUCAAAGAUCCUUGGAGAACAUAGUAGAAAGGUGUGUGGGCCCAGUUUCCAGGAAAAUGGGCAAGACUAAAGUAUGUGUAAAUUUGAGCUAAUGUUUUCAAUGUUGUCACUGUGUUUGACUAGCUCUUGGCUAAGGUGGUUUCUGUGGAAGAUUGGCUCAUUGUGAAGGUGAAGAGACCUCACGGACACGUAGAAUGAGUUGUCCUUCUGUGACAGCUAUUUUAGUUACCUGACUGGUGCUGGUGCCUUCCCAAGUUAUUUCCUCCAGCAGAAAAGAAUGUCUGAAAAAAAGAAAAAGCAAACCUUGCAAAGCUUUGUGAUGAAAUUCCACACUGAAGUUAAGCCAGUCUUUGACCACUGAAGUGAGGGUCCACUCUGCUUGCUUCAUUAGCAUGAGGUCUUCUGAGAUCCAUCAUUGUUAAAAUAUUUGAAAGCACCCUAAUUCUUAGCAUUAAAAACUGGAGACAGUCUUUCAAUACUGCCAGUGUGGUUAUAGUGCAGAAUUCACAUGCCAGAAAAUGGCACCUCUGUUUCCUAAGCAAAAACAAAAAGUCUGGUGUGUCACUCUUUGCACUUUUGAAAUUGCUUGUGGCUUUAGCAGGAUAUGUGUUUGAUUGACUAUUUAAUAGCUAAGUAUAGAAUCAUCCAUAUUAUGCAAGGUAUGGAGGUAAAUGGGCUAACAACCCCAUUAAACAACUCUUAACCCUUGUUAAAUAGGAUUGAGUCUCAAGGUUAAAAUGACAUCAAAGAUUAUGAAGAACAUAUUUCAUCAUAUCAAUAGAAGGAAAGGGGUUGAAUUUGUUGGCACAGUUUGAAAAUGGUUUUUGAUGAAACCAACUAUUUGAUCCAUUUAAGUGACAGCUAGUGAAGUCAGUGUUCAACCCAUACAUAGAUUCCAGAAAACUCUGGGUACUAGAAUGGCAGUGUAUUGCUACCACCUGGUUUAGCUGACAGACACUGGUCUUUGCCAAAUCUUACAGUACUGUAUUCACAUGCCUGCCCUCUGUAGAAUGAAAUUUAAAAGUAACUUCUGUUUGCAGGGUUUCCUACGCGUUUAUCACAUUUUAAUUUUUUUAUUUCUAUUGGGAAUUUUUAGAAAUGUUCUUGGAGGAAGGGAGUCAAGGUGAAAUGAGAAAAAGGAAAACUGAAUUUCAGCCCCCAAUCCAAGUAACUGGAUGAGGAGAGAGAGAUCCCAUAUCAUCAGAAUUCUCUUGACCUUUGUGUCAAUAUUUUCCCUGUAUUCUGUUCAUCUCCUGUUGAAGACUGCCAACGAAGGAGGAUCUUUAUUAUACGAACAGUUGGGACAUAAGGCAUUUGGAAUGGUUGGGAAGCUUGCUGCCUCUGGAUCGAUCACAAUGCAAAACAUUGGAGCUAUGUCAAGCUACCUCUUCAUAGUGAAAUAUGAGUUACCUUUGGUGAUCCAGGCUUUAAUGAAAAUUGAAGAUAAAACUGGAGUGUGGUAUCUGAACGGUGACUAUUUGGUUUUGCUGGUAUCAGUGGUGCUUAUUCUUCCUUUAUCGCUGCUGAGAAACUUAGGAUAUUUGGGAUACACCAGUGGACUUUCCUUACUGUGUAUGAUGUUUUUUCUGAUUGUGGUGAUUUGCAAGAAAUUCCAGAUUCCUUGUCCUAUGGAAAUUGCUUUGAUGCUUAAUGAGACAAUAAAUAGCACCUCAGCAUAUCCAACCAUUUUUCCAUCUGAGGUGGCAUUUAACAUGACUGAAGAGGACUCUUGCAGACCACAAUACUUCAUCUUUAACUCACAGACUGUCUACGCUGUGCCCAUUCUGACUUUUUCAUUUGUCUGUCAUCCUGCUAUUCUUCCCAUUUAUGAAGAACUGAAAGGCCGAAGCCGCAGAAGAAUGAUGAACGUGUCCAAGAUUUCCUUCUUUGCUAUGUUCCUUAUGUACCUGCUUGCUGCCCUCUUUGGCUAUUUGACAUUUUAUGGACACGUGGAGUCUGAAUUGCUUCACACUUACUCUGUUGUGCUGAAAGAUGAUAUUCUUCUUCUCAUUGUCCGUUUGGCUGUGUUAAUGGCUGUCACCUUGACAGUGCCAGUGGUUAUUUUCCCGAUCCGGAGUUCUGUAACUCACUUGUUCUGUGCAGCAAAAGAUUUCAGUUGGUGGCGUCACAGUCUCAUCACGGUGUCCAUCUUGGCAUUUACCAACUUGCUUGUCAUCUUUGUCCCAACCAUUAGAGAUAUCUUUGGUUUCAUUGGUGCGUCUGCCGCUGCAAUGUUGAUCUUUAUUCUUCCAUCUGCCUUCUACAUCAAGUUAGUGAAGAAAGAGCCUAUGAAAUCUGUACAAAAGAUUGGGGCUGUGUUCUUCCUGUUGAGUGGCAUAGUGGUGAUGACUGGAAGCAUGGCCUUGAUUGUUUUGGAUUGGAUACAUGGUGCCUCUGGGGGUGGCCAUUAACUGGCACCUCUAAAACUCCAGUAGUUCAUUUGAUGCCAGUGUUGAGUCAACUCUCAACUACUAUGAAAUUUCACCUAAUAUUUUCAGUUUCACUUCCUUUUGAAGUGCAGGUUCCUCGCUGGUUCUUCUGAGUGCAGAAUACGUGGACUCUUUUUCAUUUAUUUUUUAUUUUUAAAAAACUAUUCUGUAUGAUACCAAUGGAUAUGGACAGCAAAACCACGAGUCUCGGGUUAACGGAAGUGAUAUUUUUAUUCCAUUCCAGAGAAUGGACGAACUUUAACUUUUAUCAAGCCACAUGUUUGGCUGUGUCAUUGUUUAACUUGGAUAUUUUAUGAUUUUACUUGAAUGUGCCUAAUGGAACCAUUCAAUGUGAGAAACAAUUCUUAAUUUACAGCAAAGUAUUGAGAGAAAAAAAAAAACACUAUUGUUUUUUGUACCAAAAAUAUUUAAAGACCUCAGAAGCACUAUUUUACUUUUAAGAAAUUGCCUUUUUUUUUUUAAAGAAAAUUUUGUCCAAAAAAGUCAGUAAAUUCUGUAAAAAAAACUUCAUUGGUAUUUAAAAUAUUAGUAUUAUGAAAUAAAUAUGCCUUUUUGUGGGCAUGUAAGCCAAAAACUUUUUUUUACCCAAAACAACUUUUAGAGAAAAUGAUGUAAUGAAAAAUUGUACCGUGAAUAGGAGUCUAGAUAUUUGUUGUUUUCAUUCAAACCUCACUACUUGAGAAUUCAUCAUUUUUCUUCUCUGUCCCCAUAAUCUUCAUUCAGAUUCUGAAAUGUUUAUGGCUUCCACCUAUUAUUAGGAAGAUAAUGUAGAAAUUUCUGUGGGGAGAGAAAUAAAUUUUUGAGGUACCAAAUAGUGCAAUUGGGUAAAACAGGGUUUAUUCAGUUGCAUCUGGCUCCAGAGUUGCAUAGUCAGUUCUGGGCUGUUGUCUUUUGUUUUGGGCCAGCCCUUUUUAUUUUUGACAUUGCUUCCAGCAGUGGAAAAAAAUGGGCAUUUGAUGGCAAUAGGCCAACGCUGAUAUUAUCCAGAGAGGACAGUUUUUCAGAAUGCUCAUCUGCUACUGGAAGUGUGAAUUACUUGACAAUGUAUGGCUUUGUUAUGUUCAUGUUUUGUCUAUAGUAGAGGUCUAAUCCACAAGUUACACCAAUAUUUGGUAUACAUUUGCUUCAUCUAGGCCACUAGGUUUCUCAUGCAGUAAGCUUUUUUUUUUAAAAAAAAAAAAACUCAAUUGCACUGGAUUGUCAUCUCAUUUUUGUACAACAUAAAAUUGUUUGUUUACAUCCAACAAAUGGUUAGCUAGGGGAAAACGGUGCAACCUGAGUGUAAGUAGUUGGUCCAGCUGCAUGUCCAUCCUCCCAUUUCAAUCCCAGUUAGAAAUAAAACAAAUUAGUUGGCUUUAAGAGCACAUUUAUUGUACACUACAGUAUAUGGUGAAUAUAUUAAAAUAAUGUGGUACUUUGCUUAUCAGGCAUAAUGUCUCAAAUCUGAUACACAGAAUUCCAUUAGUGGUUGAGGGAAACAAAAAAUGGAAUCGUCAGUUGGUCAUCUGGCUUUAUGGUUUUCUCUUGACAUGUUUUUAGUUUUAGACAAGGGCCAGCAAUGUGGCAGACAUGGUUUUUGUUACAUAUUCUAUGGGACUCAAAUACAGACGAGGCAUCUGUAAUUAAAAAACCUUUGUAAGACUGGAAGACAUUUUGUAGUGCUCCAUUGGGUAAAACCAAUGGUCUGCUCUUGUUUGUUUCCACGACAUUUGAGUAACCAGGGACCAUCUAGAAAGGCAGUGGCACAACGGAUUCUAUAUUACUGCUUUCUUUGAAUUGGGCUUUUGGUAUUCCUUUCGAUUCCAGAAGCUCGCCUCUAGUCCAGACCAAGAAUUGGCACUUCUGCUUGAGUUCCUGGAAAGGACUGCUUCCUCCCCAAGACUGGCAGGGAAUACCAAAGAAGGAGUUGUUUACAGUUUACAUCCUUUUUAUGUGGGAAAAAAUGCCAUGACAACAAGGAAGGAAUGGGAAGAAAUAUUUAAAAGCAAUUUGACGUUAUGAGAGCUCCUUCAAUCUUUGGCUGUUUUUUUGAGGGUCAGAAUCAAAUGCCUAGGCCCAAUUUCAUUGCAUGACUUGGAGCUGUUUUGUCUGUCUUGAGGUUCCUAGCCAGUGAUUUCCAAUUAAUGAGCAGUCUUCAGUAUUAAAAACCACUGUCCUGUCACCUCAUCUUGCAUUACUGUCUUCCGUGGAUGUUUCAGUUAUACUGUAAUGUUAUUUAUAGAACAGCAUUAAUCCAUUAAAGCUAACCUAUUUUUCAAUAUUUAUGGUAAUCUAUGUACAUACAUCGUCUGUGCAUAUGUAUUUGUAAAUAGGUUGUAUAUAAUGUUAGCUUUGGGGUUUGGGUUAAAAUGUACAUAUUACUGUAAGUUUCUUAACUGCAUUUUGAUGAGAUUCAUAUUAUGUAUCUAUAAGAAUUGUCUCCAAAGUACCUGUACAGAGAUUUCAAUAUGAACAAAUUGACAAAUACUAAAACAAAAAAAUAAAAAUUAAAAAAAAACUUUAAAUUGAACUUGCAAUAAAAACAGAAUGGUUGAACAUCAAUUUUCAUGAAGAAAAAAAAAAUUGGUACAAGUUACAAUCUCAUAAUUGUAAAAUCUAAAUCUUCAAAAUGCAGUGGCUAUCAAAAUAUGAUCUAGUGUGGUGAACUAUGAUGACCUCGUAAUGGUGAAAGACCUUUAGGAGCCUAGGUGUUAACUUUCUGUAAAUAGUGUAAAUAUCACCACUGUGCUAGAGGUCAACAAUUCCAGUAUGACUUGUUGGCAGAGAGUGCUACACUGUUUCAAUGAAACUGUUUGUUUUAACUAAACUAAAAUAAAUACAUGCUUAAUCCUGA
Erinaceus europaeus (western European hedgehog) is the source of this 5449-nucleotide messenger RNA. RefSeq names its product solute carrier family 38 member 2 (gene SLC38A2). Gene Ontology annotation, molecular function: L-glutamine transmembrane transporter activity. The record is from RefSeq and is a predicted model, not a curated record. Bases 1342 to 2577 code for a protein of 411 amino acids. The transcript has 13 exons. Gene Ontology annotation, biological process: amino acid transmembrane transport; L-glutamine transport. Lineage: Eukaryota; Metazoa; Chordata; Mammalia; Eulipotyphla; Erinaceidae.